Panthera uncia (snow leopard) is the source of this 1742-nucleotide messenger RNA. Its product is annotated as lysine-specific demethylase 4D-like. The transcript is spliced from 2 exons. NCBI's taxonomy places the organism in Eukaryota, Metazoa, Chordata, Mammalia, Carnivora, Felidae. The coding region runs from base 107 to 1453 and encodes 448 amino acids. Gene Ontology annotation, cellular component: nucleus. The record is from RefSeq and is a predicted model, not a curated record. Gene Ontology annotation, biological process: chromatin remodeling. Gene Ontology annotation, molecular function: histone H3K9 demethylase activity.
UUAAAUAAAGAAAGACUAGAGAAGGUAUUAUAUUACCCCCCUACUUCCUCGGGUAUCUAAAACAUACCUGAGACCCCAGGAGUCAGUUACUUAUUACAUUGCAGCCAUGAAGCAGCCUAAGAACCCAAGUUAUACAAUCAUGACCUUUCACCCAACCACGGAAGAAUUUAAAGAUUUCCCCAGAUAUAUUGCGUACAUGGAAUCCAAAGGGGCACACCGCGCAGGCCUGGCCAAGGUGAUUCCCCCCAAGGAAUGGAAAGCCAGGCAGACCUAUGACGAUAUCAGUGACGUCUUAAUAGCAACUCCCCUCCAGCAGGUGGUCUCCGGGCGGGCAGGUGUGUUUACUCAAUACCAUAAAAAGAAGAAAGCCAUGACAGUGGCGGAGUAUCGCCAAUUGGCAAACAGCGGAAAGUAUCGGACUCCGCCACACUCGGAUUUUGAGGAUUUGGAGCGAAAGUAUUGGAAAACCCGCCUGUACGAUUCUCCGAUUUAUGGCGCUGACAUCAGCGGCUCCUUGUUUGCGGAAAACACUCAACAGUGGAACCUUGGCCACCUGGGAACCAUCCAGGACCUGCUGGAGCAGGAGUGCGGCGUGGUCAUCGAGGGCGGCGUCAACACGCCCUACCUGUACUUUGGCAUGUGGAAGACCACCUUCGCCUGGCACACGGAGGACAUGGACCUUUACAGCAUCAACUACCUGCACUUCGGGGAGCCCAAAACCUGGUACGCGGUGCCCCCGGAGCACGGCCGGCGCCUGGAGCGCCUGGCCACCGAGCUGUUCCCGGGCAGUGCCCGCGCCUGUGACGCCUUCCUGCGGCACAAGGUGGCUCUCAUCUCGCCCACGGUCCUCAAGGACAACGGGAUCCCCUUCAAUCGGAUCACUCAGGAGGCUGGCGAGUUCAUGGUGACGUUUCCCUAUGGCUACCACUCUGGCUUCAACCACGGCUUCAACUGCGCAGAAGCCAUCAACUUCGCCACCCCGCGAUGGAUCGAUUAUGGCAAAGUGGCGUCUCGGUGCAGCUGCGGGGAGGCCAGGGUCACCUUCUCCAUGGACGCCUUCGUGCGCAUCCUGCAGCCGGAGCGCUAUGAGCUGCGGAAGCGCGGGCAGGACCGGACUGUUGUGGACCACACGGAGCCCACCUCGCCAGACAAGGGGGAGCUCAGCGCCUGGUGGGGGAGGUCUGCCCGGAAUCUCCAGCCAGUUGGCAGACAUGAGUUGUCAUCAUCGUCCUCAGGAACAGGAGGCUCAGGAGUCGACUGCCCAUGCCUGGGCCAAGACGCCCUGCACACUCCGGACCCCGAGGCUAGUCCUGCCCCGGGACAAUGCUGGCUAUCAGACCCCUGCAACCUGCCAUCGUGCUAUGGCUUCCGCAGCUCAGAGUCCUUGAACGGACCUUGCUUCCUCCGGUCCCUCCCAGUCCUUCCUGGUUGCCUCAGAUAUGCCACCACUUGACACUGUUAACAAUCGUUGGAGCUCUGGGCCAAGGUGGAGGUUGCAAAACGCUGUUAUGUUUCUGGUAGAGCCCUCCCCAAAUGCUGCUGAACUCUGGAUCUCCGGCAGUAAAUAGCAUCAGUUCCUUGGUUUCAUUUGCGUCUCGAGCUUGUUGUGGUUAAGAAGAUUAGGUUUGGCAUCAACCAGAUUCAAAUCCUAGCUCUGUCACUCACUAGAGGUUACGGGAAACUGAGCAGGUCAAUGCACCCUUUCAGAGCUUCAGAGCCCUCCUCUGGAAAAUGGGACACUG